CCACGUGGCGUCUAAUCCGAAAGCUCUAGGCGAUAAAAGCAGAGACGCCAUUUCUGCCUCGUCCCCUCUUCGCCUCUCCUCCGCCGGCGCCGCCCCUGCCCAAACCCUAGAGUGUUGUUGAGUUAUCGGCCGCAAACAUGAGUAAGUUACAAACCGAGGCUCUCAAGGAAGCCAUCUCCCAGGUUGUUGCUGAUUGCAAGGAAAAGAACAGGAAGUUCACCGAGACCGUUGAGCUUCAAAUUGGUCUCAAGAACUAUGACCCACAAAAGGACAAGCGUUUCAGCGGCUCCGUUAAGCUGCCCCAUAUCCCCCGCCCCAAGAUGAAGGUCUGCAUGCUUGGUGAUGCCCAGCAUGUCGAGGAGGCUGAGAAGAUUGGGCUCGACUACAUGGAUGUUGAGGCCCUUAAGAAGAUGAACAAGAACAAGAAGCUUGUGAAGAAGCUUGCCAAGAAGUACCAUGCUUUCUUAGCAUCAGAGGCCAUCAUCAAGCAGAUCCCCCGUCUCCUUGGUCCUGGUCUAAACAAGGCAGGCAAGUUCCCUACAUUGGUUACUCACCAGGAGUCUCUUGAAUCCAAGGUCAAUGAGACGAAAGCUACAGUCAAGUUCCAGCUGAAGAAGGUUCUGUGCAUGGGUGUUGCUGUGGGUAACUUGUCGAUGGAGGAGAAGCAGAUCCAGCAAAACAUCCAAAUGAGCGUCAACUUCCUCGUGUCCCUUUUGAAGAAGAACUGGCAGAAUGUGAGGUGCCUGUACAUCAAAAGCACAAUGGGGAAACCGUACAGGGUGUUCUAAGCUGGUUUGCUCCACAUUGAAGCUGAUAAGAUGCUGGGCGGUUGAACUGAGCUUGUCCUUACAUUAGAUCUGCUUGCACUGAUAUCAGUUUUGUGCUUACCCAAGAGAACAUCGAGAUAUGUUAUCAUAUUUUGUAGUAGUUUAUUCAGUGCACUUCGGAUUUAUGCAAAUGAGGCUUGUGUUAUUUAUGAAUAGUUUCGUUCAUGGGGAGAAUUGGUGUGCCAA
Molecule: messenger RNA, 1013 nt
Organism: Oryza sativa Japonica Group (Japanese rice)
Lineage: Eukaryota; Viridiplantae; Streptophyta; Magnoliopsida; Poales; Poaceae
Product: large ribosomal subunit protein uL1-like
Biological process (GO): maturation of LSU-rRNA; translation
Cellular component (GO): cytosolic large ribosomal subunit
Molecular function (GO): RNA binding; structural constituent of ribosome
Source: RefSeq, a predicted model, not a curated record